AUGCCGCAAAGCGGAGCGAAACUCUCCAGAGAGGAGCGGCGUAGGGGCGAAAUUGCCCUCAGUGAAUUCGCAGAAUAUGCAGAGAAACAGCAGGCGCAUCGCUCAGCCUUCGUCGGCACCAGCGAUAGCGGAUACGACACCGCUAGCAUCCCCCGCCAUACCGAAGACCAUGCUGAACUGGACAUUCUCGACCAGCUCACACUGUCCGAUGCCCCGAGGACGGCUAGGCUGAAAGACCUGCUGCUCGGUACGGGUGAUGAGACAGAGGGUAGCCUGCAGCUACUGGCCAGUAUUUUGCAGGCCCGCAUCGACGAGGGUCAUGGAGAAACGAUCUUCGACCUAGGACUCGAGGAUGGAGGAGACUCGAUGGGAUUCGACCUGGCUCAGUGGAACACGGCGCUUCAGCGUUUGCGGGAGGCGGCUGAAACCCUUCCUGCACACUGCCGUAUCCUGCUAACGCACAACGUUGGUGGUCCCGAGGAGUCGAAGACCAAGCAUGACCGUCUCAAGGAUGCCUGGGGCAAGAUCCUGAUUCGGCAGCCGGUGGACACGGUCGAGGAGAUGGCUGAGAUUCGGAUUGCGGUUGUUGGGAAUGUCGACGCAGGGAAGAGUACCAUGCUCGGAGUCCUCGUCAAGGGGAACCUGGACGAUGGCCGAGGUCGAGCGCGAGUCAACCUGUUCCGUCAUAAGCAUGAGAUAGAAAGUGGGCGGACCAGCUCGGUAGGGCUGGAGAUCAUGGGCUUUGAUAGCCGCGGUGAUAUUGUUGGGAAUCCGCAAGGGCGCAAACUCUCCUGGGAAGAGAUAGGGAAGCGGUCCGCGAAGGUGAUCUCCUUCUCCGAUCUUGCCGGCCAUGAGCGAUACCUGAGGACAACAGUCUUUGGGAUGUUGAGCAGCAGCCCCAAUUACUGCCUACUGAUGGUCGCCGCAAACAAUGGCCUGAUCGGCAUGAGUAAGGAGCAUCUCGGUAUUGCCUUGGCUCUGAAUGUUCCAGUCAUGGUCAUCAUCACCAAGAUCGAUAUCUGCCCGCCCCACAUCUUGCAGGAGACUAUCUCUCAACUGACUAGGAUUCUCAAGUCGCAUGGAGCGCACAAGAUCCCUAUAUUCGUAAAGGAUAUGGAGGAGACCAUCAACACCGCCGCGCAGUUUGUCAGCCCGCGCAUCUGCCCUAUCUUCCAAGUGUCAAAUGUCACGGGGGAGAAUCUCGAGUUGGUUCGCAUGUUCCUGAACAUCCUUCCUCAUCGCGGCCAGUACAACGUCAAUGCUCCAUUUGAAUUCUUGGUCAAUGACACCUUCUCGGUUCCUCAUGUUGGUACGGUGGUGUCGGGGGUGGCCAAGUCCGGUGUGAUUCACGUUGGCGAUAAAGUGCUUGUCGGACCCGACUCUCUCGGCCAGUUCACCACCACCACCAUCAAGUCCAUCGAACGCAAGCGGAUCCAGGCAAACGCUUGCUUUGCAGGGCAGUCCGGCUCCUUCGCACUCAAGGGCGUCCGUCGAAGAGAGGUUCGCAAGGGGAUGGUCGUUCUCAAGAAAUUGGAACAGCCUCCCAAGGUCUAUAGAGAGUUUGUUGCGGAGGUGCUUAUUCUUUCCCACGCGACCACUAUCAAACCUCGAUACCAAGCAAUGCUCCACGUCGGGGCGGUCAGCCAGACGUGCUCGGUCAUCGAUAUCGAUCGUCCUUUCAUCCGGACCGGCGAUCGUGUUCUCGUCGCGUUCCGAUUCAUCCAACGUCCCGAAUUCUUGGCUCCUGGCGAUCGAGUUUUGUUCCGUGAAGGCAAAACGAAGGGCCUGGGAAUUGUUAAAAGCGUUGGAUACGACCCGGAUCAUCCUCUCAGUGCUGGCGCUCAGACGAAAUGA
This is a messenger RNA of Aspergillus clavatus NRRL 1, 1854 nucleotides long. Its product is annotated as putative GTP binding protein (GTPBP1). Bases 1 to 1854 code for a protein of 617 amino acids. NCBI's taxonomy places the organism in Eukaryota, Fungi, Ascomycota, Eurotiomycetes, Eurotiales, Aspergillaceae. The record is from RefSeq and is a predicted model, not a curated record. The transcript is spliced from 3 exons. Gene Ontology annotation, molecular function: translation elongation factor activity; GTPase activity; GTP binding. Gene Ontology annotation, biological process: translational elongation.